Molecule: messenger RNA, 2536 nt
Organism: Paramacrobiotus metropolitanus
Lineage: Eukaryota; Metazoa; Tardigrada; Eutardigrada; Parachela; Macrobiotidae
Exons: 5
Coding region: 584-2260 (558 amino acids)
Biological process (GO): proteolysis
Molecular function (GO): metalloendopeptidase activity; zinc ion binding
Source: RefSeq, a predicted model, not a curated record
ACGGGCUACACGAGGAAGAUCUGUUGAAUAAAGUUUUCUUUUGGUAUGUACGGCAUUAGUCUGUACGCAUUGCAUUCUACCUAGUGUCGCUACGUUUUCCACUAUGCCUUUGCCGAUUUGCGUUACUCCGACUGCAGUGACGCCGACUCACUGCACUAUGUUGGUACUGUGAUUUAUCCGACUUUGUUGUUGCUUAUCUGUUCAUACAACCUUGUGAAGCAGGGAGAAGCUGUCAAAAUUACGAGUACAUGGACGCAGUUAGAGAGAGCACGCAGAUUUAUCAGAAUACUUUAGACUUCAGAUGACACCUGCGUGAUACAACCAUUAUACCGUAGCGGUUGGGAUCAGAUAGUGGUUGUUUUCUGGACUCACUCAAUACUGCCAGGACACACAGUCAUAUGCAGUUGUUUGUCGUCUGACCGGUUUAACCAAAAUCAAAUAAUUACUCUACUACUCGUGUUCAGCAGCUGUACUUACAUUGACCUAAGCUCCCAGCAUCUUAUUGUCCGUUCAACCAUAUUUAUGUUAAUUGGGUAACUUCGGCAGCAGUAUUUUUGUUGCGAGUGAAACUGCGACCACCGCAAUGUUCAGCACGAAUGUUCUACGACUGAUGUUCAGUGCUCUGCUUAUUGCGCAUUGCCUAUUACAUUUGAAACAGAUUAACUGCGCAGAAUUACCAUCAGAAUGGCGACAUCGAAUUCACCCAUCGGUCAGCGAAUCGGAAGAAGCACUGACCAGAGCCGAUAUUAUCUGGGAAGAUGCAGCCACACCGGGAUACCCGAUGUUGGCCGCAGAGGAACCGGGAAGCGGUCACAUUGUGUCGGGUAGCAAUUACUGGCCUAACAGCGGACAGUGCAUUCCAUAUCGUCUACACCCGGCAUUCGACGAAGAAACCAAGCAGCGUAUCCGUAACGCCAUGAACACCAUCGAGCGACGCACAGAUCACUGCUUGUCUUUCAAGAUCCAAACGGAGGAAACCGAAUACAUAUCUAUCGUUCCCGCUGGGCGAGGGUGCAUGUCGCACGUCGGGAUAAUACCUGGACGAACAACGGAAAUCCGACUGGGAAGCGGCUGUAUGAAAGACGGAAUUAUUCUGCACGAACUUCUGCAUGCGCUCGGCUUCUACCACGAACAGAACCGACCUGACCGUGAUGAAUUCGUCCAAGUAUUCACCGAAAACAUUCAGCCCAACAUGUACGAGCUGAACUACGGUAUCUUGCCACAUAUGCCCACCCACGGUCUCCAGUACGACUACGAAUCCAUUCUGCACUAUGCAGCGUGGGAUUUCGCCAAGAGCCGCGACAAACCGGCCAUCAUUCCCAAGAUUCGUUCGCCUGUGAGAAUGGGUCAGCGCAAAUGGCUGAGCGCGCUGGAUGUCACGAAACUACAGAAGGCUUACGGGUGCAUCGACGACAACUUUGAAAGAGUGGAGCGCAGGCCGCAAUUGCACUGCGACGAGAGCAGCACCACUGGAAAGCCAAACUACCAGACAGCAAUUGGUACUGACAAGGCAAAUACUGGCUCGACAACUGCGGCGACAACCGCUGCAACAUCGGAGAAGAGUCCAGCCACGAUUCGUUUCUCAGACCUAAUGUGGACGGUCAUGGAAAUGUCCGAAGCCGGUGUGAACAAUGUCCAAGUCAUCGACGAUCAACUCCACCUCCGUUUGACCAAGCGUAACAAUUUUUUCCAUUGCGCCGGUGUUCGCUCGGUCGAUACGUUCGGUUUCGGCCGUUACCAGUUUCACAUUGAAAGCCGUCUGGAUCAACUACAUCCUCACGUAGUUUUCGCUCUUUACAGUCAAAUGGACCCUCAUCCGCGUAUCGGUAUUCAGUUUUCGCGGUGGGGUAACGCCGAUGCUCCGAUCGCUAGUUACGGGGUCGCCAGUCGGCGUCUGCCAUCGCCCUUUUCAAGCGGUGCAGAUAAGCAGCACGCUUUCUCGUUUUUCCUUGUUGGGACGUACACAACCCAUACAUACGAAUGGAAGCCGGGAAACGUGACGUUUUCUUCCCAGCACGAUCAUCAGAGUAGCAACCGGGAUUUGUUGUUUAAAUUAUGGAGUCAUGCCGGCACUGCGCAAAGUAUUCCACAGAAAGCACUUCCCGUAACGAUAAGUUUAUGUGUUUAUAAAGAUUACGAAGCGGAUCAUAUAGAAGAAAUUGUGGUGCAUUCGUUCCGGUUUUUUCCUGAACUUCGCAGGUACGUUGUGCAAAGUGGGGACACCAUAGCCAGAAUUGCUGCACAGAUGGGGAAGAACUGACAGCAGCUCGUCGUUGAUAAUAAUAUUGAAAAUCCUGACGUGAUCUAUCCUGGACAGAUUUUGAUCGUAUAGUUAGAUCCCAUUCGUUGGUCUUCGAAAUUACUGUUGAAAUAUUAUUUUGUUCCGAAAACUGUAGAGGUUGCAACUGGUUGUUGGUUAAACCUACAUUCGAGUUUUGUUCGUGAACAUUUAAAUACAUAUGGUUAAAAAAGAAAAUAAAGCUGUUGCGAAAAAAUAUCAAAGUUAAAUUGUAGUAAAUAGAAUUUUCUCAAUGCG